Messenger RNA from Lagenorhynchus albirostris (white-beaked dolphin), 3097 nucleotides. It is a transcript of the gene MAPKAPK5, whose product is annotated as MAPK activated protein kinase 5. The transcript is spliced from 15 exons. Lineage: Eukaryota; Metazoa; Chordata; Mammalia; Artiodactyla; Delphinidae. Gene Ontology annotation, molecular function: mitogen-activated protein kinase binding; calmodulin binding; calcium-dependent protein serine/threonine kinase activity. Gene Ontology annotation, cellular component: cytoplasm; nucleus. The record is from RefSeq and is a predicted model, not a curated record. Gene Ontology annotation, biological process: negative regulation of TOR signaling; protein autophosphorylation; peptidyl-serine phosphorylation. Bases 934 to 2370 code for a protein of 478 amino acids.
GGUCGAGUAGGCGUGGCACACAGCUGUGCUCAGUAAAUAAGUGAAUGAAUGAAGAGGCAUCAAGAGGGUGUUUCUGGCGCCACAAAUCUCGUCCGCGGCGCUAGGAGAAAAGAGAAACGCUCCCGCAGCCACUAGAGUCCGGUGGUGAGGCCCAAUAGCCCCGCCCCGCGAGCCUGAACCUUUUACGUCAUCAACUCGGCGCCAGCGCUGCGGAGGGCCCGGGGGCCUAUCCUGGGUGUGGCGCCACCUUGGGGAGGCCUUGGCGGACGCCUGCAAGUCAACUGCUUGGUUCGGGGGCGGCUCGGAAACCACAGCUGACCGUGACGAGGGGCGCGUGGAGCCGUGGGGACACGAAGUCGGGCGGCAGGAGAGGCGGCCCGGAGCUCAGGCAGGGCACAGCGCCGGCAAGCGGGCGCUGGCGGGGCUGCCCGGCGCGGGUGUCCCGGCGAUGUGUGGCGCUGAAGCGGCAGCGGGAGCAGCGGCGGCGGCGGCGGUGGGCUCGGCCUCGGCUUCGCGGCGGUGCCGGCGGCGGAGGCGGAGGCGCAGGCUCCUACUCAGGACCUGGCGAACCCGGGCCUAAGCGGCGGCCCCGCGAGGCCCCAGCACAUCGCCCCGGAUCGGGGCCUUCCCCGCCUCGCCCUGCCCCGGGAGCCUGCCUCCCCGGCCGGGGAUGAGGCCGGGAGGCGGCCGCGCGGGGCCCAGCACAAAGGCUUGUUCCCGGGGGCCGCUGCCGCCGCCGCCCCCAGCCUAGAGCCGCCCGCCGAGGCCGAGCCGGCGCCGGGGCCGUCAUCCCCGCAGGUCCCCGGGGGCGGCUGCUGCCCGUCUCCCCGAGACCCAGGGCCCCGAGCGCUGAGCCCCUUGUUCCUUCGGCUGCGGCGGGAUCCGGCAGCUGCGCAGCCUCCGCUGCUCCCGGCCGUGCGGGCCCCGCGGAGUAUGUGGGAGGAGAGCGACAUGGAGAAAGCCAUCAAGGAAACCUCCAUUUUAGAGGAAUACAAUAUCAAUUGGACUCAGAAGCUGGGAGCUGGAAUUAGUGGUCCAGUUAGAGUCUGUGUGAAGAAAUCUACCCAAGAACGGUUUGCACUGAAAAUUCUUUUUGAUCGUCCAAAAGCUAGAAAUGAGGUACGUCUGCACAUGAUGUGUGCCACACACCCAAAUAUAGUUCAAAUCAUUGAAGUGUUUGCUAACAGUGUACAGUUUCCUCAUGAGUCCAGCCCCAGGGCUCGACUCUUAAUUGUAAUGGAGAUGAUGGAAGGGGGAGAGCUAUUUCACAGAAUCAGCCAGCACCGGCACUUUACAGAGAAGCAAGCCAGCCAAGUAACAAAGCAGGCAACUUUGGCUCUACAGCACUGUCACUUGUUAAACAUCGCACACAGAGACCUCAAGCCUGAAAAUCUGCUCUUCAAGGAUAACUCUUUGGAUGCCCCAGUGAAGUUGUGUGACUUUGGAUUUGCCAAAAUUGACCAAGGUGACUUGAUGACACCUCAGUUCACCCCAUAUUAUGUAGCACCUCAGGUACUGGAGGCACAGAGAAGGCAUCAGAAGGAGAAAUCUGGCAUCAUACCUACCUCGCCAACACCCUACACUUAUAACAAGAGCUGUGACUUGUGGUCCCUAGGGGUGAUUAUCUACGUGAUGUUGUGCGGAUACCCUCCUUUUUACUCCAGACACCACAGCCGGACUAUCCCAAAGGAUAUGCGGAGAAAGAUCAUGACAGGCAGUUUUGAGUUCCCAGAGGAAGAGUGGAGCCAGAUCUCAGAGAUGGCCAAAGAUGUUGUGAGGAAGCUCUUGAAGGUCAAACCAGAGGAAAGACUUACCAUCGAGGGAGUGUUGGAUCACCCCUGGCUCAACUCAACUGAGGCCCUGGAUAAUGUGCUACCCUCUGCUCAACUGAUGAUGGAUAAGGCGGUGGUUGCAGGAAUCCAACAGGCCCAUGCAGAACAGUUGGCCAACAUGCGAAUCCAGGACCUGAAAGUCAGCCUCAAACCCCUGCACUCUGUGAACAACCCCAUUCUAAGGAAGAGGAAAUUACUCGGCACCAAGCCAAAGGAUGGUGUUUAUAUCCACGACCGUGAGAAUGGAGCCGAGGAUUCAAAUGUUGCCUUGGAAAAGCUCCGAGAUGUGAUUGCUCAGUGUAUUCUCCCCCAGGCUGGUAAAGGAGAGAAUGAAGAUGAAAAGCUGAAUGAAGUAGUUCAGGAAGCUUGGAAGUAUAACCGGGAAUGCAAACUCCUAAGAGAUACUCUGCAAAGCUUCAGCUGGAAUGGAUUGGAGUUGCUGGUUCAUGGGGAUAUUCAUCUGUUUAGCUUCAGUAGGUACUGCCACCAGUUUUCCAAAGUGGUUGUACCACUUUAUACUUCCACUAGCAGUGUUUGAGGGUUCUAGUUAUUCUAUAUCCACACCAACCCUUGCUAUUGUCUUUUUCAUUUUAGUCAUUCUGAUUAAUAAGUACUACUGGUAUUGCGUGUCAUUUUACUUUGCCUUUCCCUGAUGACUAUGAGCUUAAGCACGUUUUAAUGUUUAUUGGCCAUUUAGAUUUUGUUAAGUGCCUAUUCUUUUGCCCAUUUUUCUGUUGAGUUGUAUCUCUCUUAUAGAUGUGUAGGAGUUCUUUAUAUAGUCCGGAUAUGAGUUCUGUUGUCGACAUACAUAUCACAAAGAACUUCUCCCUCUUUGUGGUUUCUUGCUGUGCUGUUGUACUGAACAUUGGAUUUUUACGGCCAGGUUAAUAAGCUGCUCAGUUCUACUUGAAAAAUGGGGGAAUUGAACUGCUUUUGAUCAGUGUUGGUGAUGGUUCCUCCAUGGUGAGGGUGAAUUUGACACUGGUGAGAUGUACCAUAUUGGGUCCCUGUCAAGAAUCUUAUCACCUCCCAAACAGUUUGGAGACUGACCUUUUUCUUUUUUGGGUUUCAGGUCGUGGAUUCACAGAUAAAGUAGAUCGACUAAAACUGGCAGAAAUUGUGAAGCAAGUGAUAGAAGAGCAAACCACAUCCCACGAAUCCCAAUAAUGACAGCUUCAGACUUUGUUUUUUAACAAGUUGAAAAUUUAUUCAUUAAUGUAUAAAGUAAUUUGUAUGUAAAUUAAUAAAUCAUAAUUUCAUUUCCA